UCCGUGGGCGGGACUACCGCUAAAUGACGGCGGUCUGUUGCAAUGAAAAGGCCUUUUUCGUGUGUUGUCAACGUAUAUAAGACAUCUCUGCCGCAGUUUCUUUCUUUGGAAUAAUGUCGGCUGAAUAUGAUAAUAGAGACAAUAAUGGCCCGGAGGGCAUGGAGCCAGAUGGGAUCAUUGAGAGCAACUGGAAUGAGAUCACAGACAGUUUUGAUGAGAUGAACCUGCGCGAGGCUCUGCUCAGGGGAAUUUAUGCCUAUGGUUUCGAGAAGCCCUCUGCUAUCCAGCAGAGAGCCAUUAUGCCUUGUAUCAAGGGUUAUGAUGUCAUCGCUCAGGCCCAGUCUGGCACUGGGAAGACUGCCACCUUUGCCAUUUCGAUCCUUCAGCAGAUUGAUGUGGAGCUGAAAGGCACCCAGGCUUUGGUCUUGGCGCCCACCAGGGAGCUGGCUCAGCAGAUCCAGAAGGUAGUGCUGGCCCUGGGUGACUACAUGGGAGCCAAUUGCUAUGCCUGUAUCGGCGGGACCAACAUUCGCAGUGAAGUCCAGAAGCUCCAGGCUGAAUCCCCUCACAUUGUGGUGGGAACCCCAGGCCGUGUCUUUGACAUGUUAAAUCGUAAAAACCUCUCUUCUAAGUUCAUCAAAAUGUUUGUGCUGGACGAGGCUGACGAGAUGCUUAGUCGAGGGUUCAAGGACCAGAUCUAUGAGAUUUUCCAGAAACUGGCAAGCAGCACACAGGUUGUCCUCCUGUCGGCCACCAUGCCAGCCGACGUGUUGGAAGUCACAAAGAAGUUCAUGCGUGAACCUGUCAGAAUUCUGGUGAAGAAGGAGGAGCUGACCCUUGAGGGCAUCCGUCAGUUCUACAUCAACGUGGAGAAAGAGGAGUGGAAGCUGGACACGCUGUGUGACCUGUACGAAACCCUGACCAUCACACAAGCGGUCAUCUUCAUCAACACAAGGAGGAAAGUGGACUGGCUGACCGAGAAGAUGCACGCCAGAGACUUCACCGUGUCUGCUCUGCACGGUGACAUGGACCAGAAGGAGAGAGACUUGAUCAUGAGAGAGUUCCGCUCUGGCUCCAGUCGAGUCCUCAUUACCACUGACCUGCUGGCCAGAGGUAUUGAUGUCCAGCAGGUGUCUCUGGUCAUUAACUACGACCUGCCGACCAACAGGGAAAACUACAUCCACAGGAUUGGUCGGGGUGGUCGUUUUGGCAGAAAGGGAGUUGCCAUCAACAUGGUGACCGAAGACGACAAGCGAACCCUGAGGGACAUUGAAACAUUCUACAACACCACCGUGGAGGAGAUGCCCAUGAAUGUGGCCGAUCUUAUCUAGAAGACUCCCCAUGCCCAUCGUCCACCCUCUCCCCACUUAUUUUAGCAGUCAAAACCUUGUUUUCUUACUCGAUCUGAAUUCUGAGAACUUUCUUUUGCUAAAUUCCACCAUGACUUUACCCUCUACGUUCUAAGGGAAGGAAGAAUGUGGCCAUCGUUCCUCCCUUUCCUCUGAAAUAGUUUUUUUUUUUGCGGUUUUGGAAGGAUGGAAUUACUGACCUGCUUCAUCUGCUUGCCAUAUUCCCUUACCCACAUUGGCACAUUUUUCCUGCAGCUAAUCCCUUUGAACUGUAAAAGCAUUCAUUUUGACAUUUGGCAAACAAAAGGACUUUUAACAUAAAACGAGCACGUUUGUAACUGGGUCCACACGUGCAUAACACAACUGCUUCCAAAAAGCGCAUAGAAAAAAAGCCCCAACAAAGUUAAAAGAUUCUAGUUCUGGUAGCAAAAGCUUAAAUAAAAUGAAUAACUCUGCUCACGUGCGUGGCGCUAACCCGAAGAUCUCCAAAGCUUUUGUGGAAUGCGGCAGUGAUUUUCACCGCACGCCGGCGAGAGGCUUAGACUGCAGUUCUGUUUGGACUCAAACUCUAAAUGCUCUAAAUGAAAUGGGAAGCGCUGCAUUUGACCAGAUCAGUAUUUAAGCAACCUUCAGUGUACUGCAAACAGCCUUUUAACUCCCAUCCGUGAUCAUGUUAAGAGGUUUCUGGGGCUAGAGUACACAGGGCAUAUUCAAUAAAAAGACCUAUAUAGUAAAACCCAUCAUGAAUGAGUUGUUUACCAUUUUGAUCCUUUUACUGCUGUUUCAUAUGUAUUAUAUUUUUAAUUGCUAUUGUACAUAGCGCUUGACUUGGCAGUCGCGUGUGCAGUAGCAUUCAGUUGAAGACUGAAUGGUGGCCCCAGACGCUCGGAGGCAAAACAACGGUGAGUGCUGUGGCGACUUUGCUUCUCGACCCUGACGACCUGGUUGGAUUUUCGUCUCUAACGCUUUUGACAUUGUUCAUUUAGAUUUUAUUUUUCAACACAAUAUUGGAUUUUUGAUAUGGUGGCAGGUGUCUUUGUAACCUACCUCGCCAAAUGUUAGGGGUGGGGUGGUGGGUCUUAGCUGAUUUGAAAGGACCAAACUACAGAAGUAUAUAGAGAUCCCCCCCAUCCUCUGAUCUUUCUAAGCGCUCUCUAAAAUGCCUGUCAUCAUGGGGUUUGGUGUGUAGGAGAACAGUCAUUUUUUGAGGUGUGUAGUCUGCUAUUUUUAAAAAUGACUGCGGAAUUGUUAACCUUUUGAGAUAGAAACAGUCUCACGUUUUCUACAUUGGAUUCUGUAUAGUAUUUAUUUUAAUGGUCUUUAAAAAAUUAAUAAAGGUUUCUCCAUGACAGUGUAAA
This is a messenger RNA of Cyclopterus lumpus (lumpfish), 2707 nucleotides long. RefSeq names its product eukaryotic initiation factor 4A-I. The record is from RefSeq and is a predicted model, not a curated record. Gene Ontology annotation, cellular component: cytoplasmic stress granule. NCBI's taxonomy places the organism in Eukaryota, Metazoa, Chordata, Actinopteri, Perciformes, Cyclopteridae. Gene Ontology annotation, molecular function: ATP binding; RNA helicase activity; translation initiation factor activity. Gene Ontology annotation, biological process: cytoplasmic translational initiation. The transcript has 11 exons. The coding region runs from base 114 to 1331 and encodes 405 amino acids.